UUUGGCCUACCGUACACCACACAUCCUCUUUUCUACCUUUCCUCCUCGUUUGGGACUUUCAGAAAGGAGUGGGAAUUUCAAUCGAAAGUCAUAACUCUCACAUCAUGCUCCAGGAAAUUGGAGGUCCGGUCCCGCCGAACACUGACCAUGCAGUCAGUGUAUCGCUUCCAACAUGGAAGGCCACCGUUGCGUACGAAGAAGGUGAGCCGUGGAUUGUACGGAAAAUGCAGUGCGGCUACCCUCGGUUCUUUGUGCACCCUACUAUUCAAGAGCUUGCUCUAGAAGUUGUGCAGCGCCACGGAAACCCCGAGACGGAGACUGCGACGUUGUUUCCCUCUCCGAAGACUGCUGAGAUCUGUCAUUCGUUCAUUUCGACAAAACUACCUGCCGAGGAAUCGCGCAAAGUCCGCAUCCUGAACUUUGUCCCAUCUACGACGCACACAGAGGCUCAAUCUUCCGCCGUGACAUCACUUCUGUCAUGUGUGGUGUAUCCAAAGGAAUAUGCGUCGAUUGCCAAACAAGUAUGGCAGCAUAGCGGGAAUGGUGUUUCAAGUCGCAGGGGCGAGUUCUGCCUCAGUGCCUUAAGGGACGGUUUCCUUAUUAAGAAAGAACACGCCGUGGCAGACGAAACAUCUCAAAAAUUCUCCAAAGGUCCACGAAGAUACCGAGGGAAGGAUUCCAUAAGCGGAAUGUCUCGAGGGACUGGAGUACACGCAACUUCGGACCAUUCUCCCGAAAAAUCCGGGAACCAAGACGGGCGAGAGUAUCUGCAGUUCAUUGAAGAACGCUUUGGUCGCAAUCUAAGCACCUCGCUCGCCGACCAGGCCAAAUUGGCGGUGCGCAGACGCAUAGCAGGUGUUUUGACUGCUGAUUUAGACUUGAAUGCAGCUCUAGAAGAAGCAUCGGGGGAAGGAAGAAUACCGGGAUUGACAGAGUCUGACGUGUUUCUUUUCCCCACGGGCAUGAGCUCAAUUUUCAAUUGCCAUCAGAUGUUGAUGGCUGCAAGAGGUGGCAUGACUAGCAUUUGCUUUGGCUUUCCUUAUAUCGACACGCUAAAAAUUCUUCAGAAAUGGGGUCCUGGCUGUCUAUUUUAUGGACAUGGCGCGUCUGAGGACCUGGAUGAUCUGGAGUCGCGGCUUGUCAAUGGCGAAAGGUUUCUUGCACUCUUCACCGAGGUUCCUGGAAAUCCAUUACUCAAGACUCCUGACCUCCAACGUAUCCGUUCUCUCGCAGACAGAUAUGAUUUUGCAGUGGUGAUUGAUGAAACAGUGGGCAGUUUUCUCAACAUUAACGUACUCCCCUAUGCAGAUAUUGUGGUCAGUAGCUUGACAAAAAUAUUUAGCGGGGAUAGUAAUGUUAUGGGAGGAAGUGCCGUUCUCAACCCUCAUGGACAAUACUACCAGACUCUUAAGGAAACAUUCCUUGCUGAGUACGAAGAUAACUACUGGGCAGAGGAUGCCGUUUUCCUGGAGAGGAAUAGUCGUGAUUUUGUGUCAAGAAUCGAGAAGAUAAACCACACAACCGAAGAAGUUACAGCAAUGUUGAAGAAUUCGACAGUCGUGAAAAAUGUCUACUAUCCUAAGUGGAACCCUUCGAGGCCUUUGUAUGAAGCCGUACGGAAUCCAGAUGGAGGUUAUGGCGGUCUUUUCUCAAUUACCUUCCAUUCUGCCGCCGCUGCAGUUGCGUUCUUUGACCAUCUUGAAGUGCAUAAAGGACCCAGCCUGGGAACCAACUUCACCUUGAGUUGUCCUUACACCCUAUUGGCUCACUUUAGUGAAUUGGAGUGGGCAAAAUCUUUCGGUAUCGAUCCUAACUUAGUGCGAGUAAGUGUCGGACUUGAGGAGCUGCCGGAACUCCAGUCUCGGAUUCAAGCAGCUCUGGACGCAGCUACGAGUGUGUAAAUCACAUUCCAAUAAUUUUUUUUAUUAAACUUUGCCCUCUUGCAUAGCCGCUGUCGCCGUUAUAAAUCAAGUGACAGAUCUGAUCUUUAAAUUGGCCCGCACUAAAACGCUAGAUUUCAAUUUGUACAUAGUCCUGCUCUAGACAUUUAGAUGGCAACAUGAG
This is a messenger RNA of Aspergillus candidus, 2064 nucleotides long. Its product is annotated as cystathionine gamma-synthase. Gene Ontology annotation, molecular function: cystathionine gamma-synthase activity; pyridoxal phosphate binding. The coding region runs from base 105 to 1901 and encodes 598 amino acids. The record is from RefSeq and is a predicted model, not a curated record. Gene Ontology annotation, biological process: transsulfuration. NCBI's taxonomy places the organism in Eukaryota, Fungi, Ascomycota, Eurotiomycetes, Eurotiales, Aspergillaceae. The transcript is spliced from 5 exons.